GAAGCUCCGUGUCCGAGCAUGAAGUCGGACCGACAUGUCUGCUGCAGAGAGGCUGAAGCUUCUCCUCUUCUUGGCCUUGUUCUUCGCCGCCGUCGGGUUUCUCUUCACGCUGCUCUCCUGCGGCACUGAGUACUGGCUGCUGGCCACCGAGUCCUGCAGCCGGGCGGAGGACCACGAUGGAGGAGACGGGAGGAGCAGCAGGGAGGUUCUUCAGGGUCCACACGGUGUGAGGAUCUUCCACGAGGGUUUGUUCUGGCGCUGUUCCUUCACGGCUCUCUCAGAUGAAUUCUCCAUUUGGGACCUUUGGAUCUCCAACCAGCCACCAUCAAAGCUCUGCCAGGCCGCCUUCCUCUUCCCGUUUCCUGUGAACGAGCCAAUGAGCUCGUGGGUAGAGCCGCACGGUUUACCCACAGAACCGUACGAACACCGCUCCGCCAUCGUCUUUAGAACCUUCUGGAGCAUCUUCCUCGUCACAGGCCUGACGGCCGUCGCCGUUGGUGGGUUCGUGGUCAUCUGUGCUGCCCCAGGAGCCAAUCACAAGCUCUAUAAAGUGGGCGGGUCCCUUCAGCUUUGUGGCGGUCUCGGUCUGCUCGCCGUCGUGGUCAUGUAUCUGAUGUGGGUCCAGGUCCUGGACACUCUGGAACAGUUCGCCCACCAUCAGAGAGUCUCCGGUUGCCCCUCGUUCCACAUGAGCGUCCAGCACGGUCCGUCCUUCCUGCUGGCUCCGGUCGCCGUCUUCUUUUGCCUGCUGGCCGGCCUGCUCUUCAUCAUGGUCGGACGGAGUAUUGAGAGGAUACAGCCGGAUAAAAGAGAGAAACUUCCAGAAGUCCCAGCCUCUGAUUGUCUGUGAUUCCCUCUGAAAUCUGGAGGAUUAUAUCAGGAUGGUCAGAGAUGAUCGUGUUGUUUUUCUGGUGGACCUAUAAACUGAAUAUCAUCAUAUUAAACGUCAUUUGUUCUUAUUUCUUUUGUGUUUCGUUUAUUCAGACGUGAAGUGUUUGACUGCAAAAAUCCAAAAUAAGUCCAGACAAGUCCGAUGUCGGAGCUGAAAACUGAAGAACUGCAGUUCCUCUAACGUCCACCUGAGGCUGGCUCCA
This is a messenger RNA of Larimichthys crocea (large yellow croaker), 1094 nucleotides long. Its product is annotated as transmembrane protein 182. Lineage: Eukaryota; Metazoa; Chordata; Actinopteri; Sciaenidae. Bases 35 to 850 code for a protein of 271 amino acids. The transcript has 5 exons. The record is from RefSeq and is a predicted model, not a curated record. Gene Ontology annotation, cellular component: membrane.